AUGGCGGAUCUCACUCCGGAACAGCAACAGGCGGCACAGCAGGCUUAUUACGUUAAGUUGAUGAACUCGGCUACAGAGUCUUGUCCCUUCAAGUUGGUCAUGAGUGGAGGUGCUGGAUUUGCUCUAGGAGGUGUGUUCGGAUUGUUCAUGUCGAGUAUGGACAUUCAGUCUACAAAUCACGCGAUCUACGAAAAGAGCUUCAAGGAACAGAUGAAGUUUGGUAUGAAAGACAUGGGGCAGCGGUCAUAUACGUCUGCGAAGAAUUUUGCAGUUGUUGGAGCUAUCUUUGCGGGAUCAGAAUGUUGUAUAGAAAGUCUGCGGGCGAAGAAUGAUAUCUACAAUGGUAUCGCGGCGGGUUGUUUUACCGGUGGUGCUUUGGCUGUCAAGGCCGGUCCUAAGGCAGCGGCGUUUGGUUGUGCGGGUUUUGCGGCGUUUUCUGCAGCGAUUGACUAUUACCUCCGGUCAGAUCAUUAA
Saitoella complicata NRRL Y-17804 is the source of this 474-nucleotide messenger RNA. Its product is annotated as mitochondrial import inner membrane translocase, subunit Tim17/22. Gene Ontology annotation, cellular component: TIM22 mitochondrial import inner membrane insertion complex. The record is from RefSeq and is a predicted model, not a curated record. NCBI's taxonomy places the organism in Eukaryota, Fungi, Ascomycota, Saitoellomycetes, Saitoellales, Saitoellaceae. The transcript has 3 exons. Gene Ontology annotation, biological process: protein insertion into mitochondrial inner membrane. Gene Ontology annotation, molecular function: transmembrane protein transporter activity. The coding region runs from base 1 to 474 and encodes 157 amino acids.